Messenger RNA from Populus euphratica (Euphrates poplar), 814 nucleotides. RefSeq lists its product as uncharacterized. Bases 328 to 555 code for a protein of 75 amino acids. The transcript has 2 exons. The record is from RefSeq and is a predicted model, not a curated record. Lineage: Eukaryota; Viridiplantae; Streptophyta; Magnoliopsida; Malpighiales; Salicaceae.
GGUUUGUUUGUUUAUUUAAUUAAUUUAUGAUAGAUGAGAGAGAGAAAGAGCGAAGAAGGAUGCUUGCUUCCCCUUCUAUGCUCAUCUCACGGAUCUUGCCUCUCCACUCCUCUCCCCUCCUCUGAUCCUCCUCCUCUUAUUUUAUCUCCUACCCAUCCUUUAGUACUUGCUCUAUAUAUACACACACACACAGACAAGGACGCCUGUAGAAUAAACUAGAGAAGAGAGUACUGGUUCCUCCGUUGACGCCUCAAAACAAAGAGACCUGCAUCUCCUCCUCCUCUGACGACACACACCUCUACGCACGCAAGGACCAGGUAUCGGUUAAUGGCUUCUUGGAAAAAAACCAUUACAUCCCCUUUCAGGAAGGCUUGUACUUUCUUCAACCAGCAGCAGCAGCCCGUCAGCAGGGACAAGAAGUCCCAGCCAGGGGGAGAGAAAAGGGUGCUGGACCUUCAUGGUGAAGUCAUGGCAUGUGGUUAUGAAGAUGUUCAAGUGAUGUGGUCGAUUCUUGACAAGUCCAAAUCCGCCACCUGCGACAUGACCACUUCUUGAUCCCCUGGCUAUGCAUCAUAGUACAUGUUCAUGCACGGAUAUGGUAUACAUGCAUGCAUACAUGUCUGUAGAUAUCAUCGCAUCAUGAUAGGGAAUGGGGAGUAGGCAGCUUUUUAGAAUGCCCAUAAUUGUGUUAGGAAUCGAUGAUGCUGGAGGUGGCGGGAGAUCUCAGUAUUAUGUAAUGGUGAAUCCCUGUGAUCAAUGGAAAUCACGGUGAGAUUUAGUGGAAAUCAAUUUAGAUCACUUUAUUUUUAUUUUA